GGGAGUGCAUAUAAUCAACAUAUUAUCGAAGGUGCCUAGAUAUCGAUCCAGUAUUCCGAGGUAGUUCAAAAUCACCUCUCUUGGACCUGCGGGUUUGACCUUAAUUUUCCUGUGCUUGGUGGAGAAUAACUAACGCGAAAAAUGCCUAAGAGAAAGUCUCCAGAGGGUCCUGAGGGCAAGGAGGCCCCCAAAGUCACAAAACAAGAGCCCACCAGACGGUCAGAGAGAUUGUCAGCGCAGAAGCCCGCUCCACCCAAGCCUGAGGCCAAGCCCAAGAAGGCCGUCGUCAAGAAGGUCGCUGAUGAUAAGGGCGCCAAGCCAAAGAAGGGCACCCCUAAGGGCAAGAGGGAUGACGGCCCCGCCCAUAAUGGAGACACCAAGACCAAUGAGGUAACUGAAGCAGCAGAGGAGGCGACUGAGGAGAAGGCGUGAAGACCCGGGCGCGUCCACCGACUCGUCCCCCUCUGACUCCAUGGCAGCAAAGCAUCUUUUUUUACUGACAAUUUUUGUACCAUGCUGAAAUUUUUUUUAGACUUGUGAUAGUAGAGAUGGACAACCAGCAACCCCAUCCCAUAAUGUUCACACACUACCUACAAAAUGUUUUUUGCUUGAUUCUUUUCCCUCUUCCAUUCUGUAUCACUAGGGACUGAAGUGGUAUGUUUUUAUUAGACAGCUGCAAAUGUUCUUCAACCUGCCUGAAGGGGGCCGUAAAUAUGACUGUUAUGAUCUCUAAACCAGCUCUGCCUAUAUUUGUAGUUAUCCUUUUCUACAAAAGAUGAUCAUUACUAUUGGCUCUCUUAUAAUAAUAAGGAGAUGCUUCAGUUGCCCCCCGCGUCCCCCUGACGGUAAAGCUGAGGAUUUUUCGAUGCGUGUCAGCAGUUUGAUUGCAGAACCGAGCUCAAAGCAGGUUCACAGUCGCCAUGGAGAACAUCUGCAGCUUUUUAAAAAUGUUUGUCUCUAGAAUCACGACCACUGUGUUUCCCAUAGCUCCUUUUGUAUGUGUGUGCUGGAGUGAAUGUGUUGGUGGGUCUCUGUAUUUGACUUUGUUAACUUUGCUCCUGCCCCAACACCCCCCGCCCCCACCCCACCCCUUCUCCCCCCCAAACGCCUUGUCCUGCAGCAGAGUGACAUAGCAAUAAUGAGUGGUGCUUCUGUUCUAGACGGCUCUAUUGGCUUUGGACCCUCUGGGCUUCUCUGAAUUUCAUCCUGUUGGAAGAAUAUUUUGAAAUAAAAGAAAAAGUUGAA
This is a messenger RNA of Scomber japonicus (chub mackerel), 1245 nucleotides long. It is a transcript of the gene hmgn3, whose product is annotated as high mobility group nucleosomal binding domain 3. Lineage: Eukaryota; Metazoa; Chordata; Actinopteri; Scombriformes; Scombridae. Gene Ontology annotation, molecular function: nucleosomal DNA binding. The transcript is spliced from 6 exons. Gene Ontology annotation, cellular component: nucleus; chromatin. The record is from RefSeq and is a predicted model, not a curated record. Bases 142 to 432 code for a protein of 96 amino acids. Gene Ontology annotation, biological process: chromatin organization.